Messenger RNA from Paramecium tetraurelia, 855 nucleotides. RefSeq lists its product as uncharacterized. Lineage: Eukaryota; Ciliophora; Oligohymenophorea; Peniculida; Parameciidae. The transcript has 2 exons. The record is from RefSeq and is a predicted model, not a curated record.
AUGUUAUUGAUAUUGCCUAACUAGAAAAGUACCCCACAUGUUGAUAAAAGCCUUUUUUUUAAACAAAGCCCAUAAAUUUCCAAACUAGAGAGUAGAGAAAAUUACUAUUAAAACAAUAAAGAUCAAUUUUUCAAUCAGCUGCAUGUAAGGAAGAAUAAUCUUGAUGUCAUUUCUGCAUUUGAAAUUAAGAUUUGGGAAAGUCUUAUAGAUUAAAUAACUAUUACUAAAAAUUCACAAAUUCAUUUCAUAUUUAAUCUUGAUACUUUUUAAGGAGUUUUAAGAGAAAAUCUUUACACUAAAGUAGUCUAUUUGGGUAAUGAAGUUAAUGCACUCUUUGAAGUAUUUGUUGAGAAUGUGCGUAAACCAUUGGAUAUGUUUAAGGUUUUUAUUCCCAUCAGGUUGAAUGAGAGUUAGAACUUUUAACUUUAUCUAAGAAUUACUUUAUUUGAAGAACCAAAGGUAGUUAAUUUUAAUUUAAUGCUGCGCAAGGUUCUGCAUAGUUAUUAUUAUGAUGAGAGAAGGAAUCUAUAAAAUCAUAAGAUUAGGGAUUUCUAACUAGAUUCAUAUGAAUUCAUAUAAUCGGAUAUUUAAAAGUGUUCAGUUUAUAUGUUGAAUAAGUUGAAAAAGUAAUUGAAAUAGAAUCCAAGCACAUUUGCCGUUUAAGAUGUUUUGGGGGAUGAAAAAUGUCCUUAAGUAAUUAAAGUUAACGCUAAUUAUAAGUAAUAUGCUGAAUUUAAAUAAUAUUAAUAUGUAUUAUUGAAGAGAUAGAUUUUUACAAUGAGACCAACCCAAACCUAUGUUUCAAUUUUUUACUAAGAAAUAGGAAAAAGUUUCAUUUAUAUUUUUCAAGUAUGA